GCGGCGCGGCCCGGGCGAGGCUUGGCCCUUCCGGCUUGCCGUCCGCCGCCGCCUCCGCCAUUGGUUGGGCUCCAGGCAUCUGACACGGGCGGCGGGGCCAGGGAGCGUCAAGGAUGGCGGCGUCCGCGGCGCUGAUCUUGCGGGAGAGCCCCAGCAUGAAAAAAGCAGUGUCCCUGAUAAAUGAAAUAGAUAUAGGAAGAUUUCCACGACUGCUCACCCGAAUUCUUCAAAAACUUCACCUGAAGGCUGAAAGUAGUUUCAGUGAAGAAGAGGAAGAAAAACUUCAAGUUGCAUUUUCUCUAGAGAAGCAAGAUCUUCACCUAGUUCUUGAAACAAUAUCAUUCAUUUUAGAACAGGCAGUGUAUCACAAUGUGAAGCCGGCCGCUUUGCAGCAGCAGUUAGAGAGCAUUCAUCUUAGACAAGACAAAGCAGAAGCUUUUGCCAGUGCAUGGUCUUCUAUGGGUCAAGAAACAAUUGAAAAAUUCAGGCAGAGGAUUCUUGCUCCCCACAAGCUCGAGACGGUUGGAUGGCAGCUUAACCUUCAGAUGGCUCACUCUGCUGAAGCAAAACUAAAAUCUCCUCAAGCUGUGUUACAGCUCGGAGUGAGCAAUGAAGAUUCGAAGAGCCUGCAGAAAGUUCUUGUGGAAUUCAGUCACAAGGAAUUGUUUGAUUUCUAUAACAAGCUAGAGACCAUACAAGCACAGCUGGAUUCCCUUACAUGAUGUUCUUGAAGACUGGUUUUUCUAUCACACUUCUGCCACCUCCUUAUUUUGCUUUGAAGAUUAACUGCCAGGUUCUGUUUUCUGAAGGAUUCAGUCGCUUUCUCCUUGUAAAUUAUAUGGCUUAUUGCUUCUUAGACAAAUAACAGCCGAGGAAGAUCAUUGUUCUGAGUACCGAUGUUCUAAUAUACAUUCUCUAGUUCUGUGUGCCAAAAGCAAGCAGUUGUUUAAGAACAUUGUUUUAAAGGAAACAAAAGUGGCUAUCAUGUGGUUUUUACUGCUUAUUUUUGCUUUAUUGCCUGACCUGUUUAUUUUUUACAUACUUGAUGAUACUUUGGUGUAUUAAGGAGGAUCCAUGGAUACAAUAUAAUGUGUACCUUAGAACACAUAAUAUCAUUAAUUACAUUAAUAAACAUAAGACAGUAGCCACAUUCAAUUAAAUACAUUAUGGCAUUUUUUUCCUUUAAUAUAACGAGUAUAUUUUGAAAUUUUAAAGAAAGCUAGUACUAGUUUAUAAGUCAACUCUAAUGAGCCUCUCUGUGUGCUUAAUUUUUUUCUCUGAGUUUAAUGAUUUAAUAACAGUUUACGUUUUUGUGUGCUCUUCUUUGUACUGCAAAUUUUUUUUUUUUUUUUGCCUUUUAGAAUGGAUGAUCUUUUUAUUUUUUUAUUUUUAUUUUUUUUGUACUGCAAAUUAAUAAUAAUUCAUAGCAUGGGAGACAGAUUCAGAUCAUGAAUAAAAAGAUAAGAGUGCUAAAUGAAUAUCCUUAAAUUUUAAAAACAUUUUUAUAUUCUCUUUCUGUAAAUAUGUUAAUUAAUUUCAAUCAAUGAGAUUUUUAUGUCUUAGAAUUAGUUGAACUUAAGUGCACAGUAUUUUAUGCUAUGGCUAUAUAUACAUAUGAGUAUAGUUGGCAGCAGAAAGUAAUCACUUGAAGUUUUUAUGAAUGAAAAGUCUGUACUGUAUUUUUUCUAGGGAGACAGGCAGACAGCAAGGGAGGGAGGAAAGAAGGAAAAUGGGAGAGAAGGAGAAAAUGAGGGAAAGCAAGAACAACAGAGAGAUUCAAAUAUGACUUCACAUGAAAGAAUUUGAUUUCAGAAAUAGCCUAUGGUUAAACAGAACCAUUGGAUUUAAAUCACAGUCCUUACAUGAGGUAUCUGAGUAAUACAAAUGUUAAAUGUCUCCCAAAUAAAUGUUCAGUAUAUGGAAUUUAUGCCCUUAUUUAUUUAUAUGUGUGUUUGUAUGUUGUUGCUUAGAAGGAUUGGGUGUUUGGAUUAUUUCAGAAUGUAAAUAUUAUAGUGGCUGUCCAUAGUUGAUUGAUUUGAAAAGUUGUUAAACUUCCAUCGAUAGCAUAUCUAGAAGACACUUUUAUAAUGUAACAGGAUUUGUUUCCAUAUAUAGCUUGCAGGACCUGUCUUAUAUUUUUAUGCACUGUUCUGCUGGUCCCCAGAGGAACGUACCUGACUGCUAUAAACAUUUUGGUAAAUAUUCCUUCAGACUUCUUCUUACGUACAAAUAGACAUCCACCAUUUCAAGCUGACUUUGUUAGGCCUUCCUGACAGUGACCAUAUGAAUAGGUAGACAUUUUCAUUGGUAUGAUGCUGACUUAAUUCCCAGUGUAGGUGUCUAAGUGAAAUGUGACACUUCAUAAUGAAAUUUUCUAUUGUAGCUUAAAAUAGUGGUAAAUAGUUUUCUCUCCAUUAGUUUAGUUCAGGAAAGUCUGACCAAAGGCAUUAAAGGAAGGAUAGGUCAUUGGAGGUCUAAUUCCAGCUAAGAACAUAAUUAUUCUUGAAGCAUAUUUAAUUGCAGAUAAUUUUACUUCUUCAGCCACUACCAUUGUUAUGAUACACAAAUAAAAAAGAUUAUUCCCAAAGA
This is a messenger RNA of Bubalus bubalis (water buffalo), 2589 nucleotides long. It is a transcript of the gene COMMD10, whose product is annotated as COMM domain containing 10. The coding region runs from base 114 to 722 and encodes 202 amino acids. Lineage: Eukaryota; Metazoa; Chordata; Mammalia; Artiodactyla; Bovidae. The record is from RefSeq and is a predicted model, not a curated record. The transcript has 7 exons.